AUGGCGGGGACUUUUGGUUCCGUGCUGCAAGCGCUGUGCGUGAUGCAGUGGAUGCUGACCUUCCUCUUCCUCGGGCCGGGCUCGGUGCUGGCGCUGCUGCUGCUGCUGAGGACGCGGCUCUGGAUCGUCCCCGUCACCUACGCGGGGUGGUGGCUCUGGGACUGGCACGGGCCCGAGCGGGGGCCCCGGCACUGGGACUGGCUGCGGAACUGGCGCCUCUGGGACCAUUUCUGUGACUAUUUCCCCAUCACGGUGAUCCGCGAGUGUCCCCUCCCCCCCGGGCGCAGUUACGUCCUCCCCGCCCACCCCCACGGCAUCUCCUGCAUCGGCGUCUUCGGGGCCUUCGUCACCGGGGCCCGCGGGGCCUGGGGUCCCUGCCCGGGGCUGCGCCCCAGCCUGGCCGCGCUGGAGGGGCUGUUCCGGCUGCCGAUCUACCGGGAGUACGCCAUGGCCGCCGGCCUGUGCCCGGUGAGCCGGCGCUGCCUGGACGCCGUCCUGGCGCGGGGGUCGCAGGCGCUGCUGAUCAUGGUGGGCGGCGCGGCCGAGGCGCUCGAGGGGACCCCGGGGCGUCACCGCGUCACCCUGCGCCGGCGCCGCGGCUUCGUGCGCCUGGCCCUGCGCCACGGCGCCCCGCUGGUGCCCGUGUACGUUUUUGGGGAGCAGGACGCCUUCACGCAGCCCCCCCUGGCCGAGGGGUCCCCCCUGCGCCGCCUCCAGCGGGGCCUGAAGAGGAUUUUGGGGUUCGCCCCCUGCAUCUUUUGGGGUCGGGGGGGGCUCCCCUUCCUGCCCUUCCGCGUGCCCCUCACCGUGGUGGUCGGGACCCCCCUGGAGGUGCCGCGGGUUCCUCGCCCCUCGCCCGAGUUGGUCGCCCACUACCACGGGCUCUACGUGCAGCGCCUGCAGGAGCUCUUCGAGAGGCACAAAGUGGCUUGUGGGGUGCCCCCCGAAACCCCCCUGAUCAUCGCCUGAACCCCCCAAAAAAACCCCAAAAAAACCAAAAAAAUCCCCAAAAAUUCCCCAAAAAAUCCCCAAAAAAUCCCCAAAAAUUCCCGCCCUCCCCAACCUCCCGGAAGCUUUCAAACCCCGCCCCCAAAAUUCGCGUUUUUCCGCCCCCAAAAAAUUGUUUGUGCAUCUCUAAAUUGUGGUUUUGUG
Messenger RNA from Vidua chalybeata, 1152 nucleotides. Its product is annotated as 2-acylglycerol O-acyltransferase 3-like. The transcript is spliced from 8 exons. Gene Ontology annotation, cellular component: endoplasmic reticulum membrane. Gene Ontology annotation, molecular function: diacylglycerol O-acyltransferase activity. The coding region runs from base 1 to 969 and encodes 322 amino acids. Lineage: Eukaryota; Metazoa; Chordata; Aves; Passeriformes; Viduidae. The record is from RefSeq and is a predicted model, not a curated record. Gene Ontology annotation, biological process: triglyceride biosynthetic process.